Molecule: messenger RNA, 498 nt
Organism: Aricia agestis (brown argus)
Lineage: Eukaryota; Metazoa; Arthropoda; Insecta; Lepidoptera; Lycaenidae
Exons: 3
Coding region: 7-498 (163 amino acids)
Source: RefSeq, a predicted model, not a curated record
UUCAACAUGCAAUACAUUCUUGUUAUGAUUUCCCUGUGCAAAGUUAUAUACACGAGAGACGAGGAGAAAAUAGCAAAAGCGUGCUACUGGGCGCACGAGGUGUACGAGUCGUGUUUCGCGGGGUGCGCGGAGGCGUCGUGUGACAACCCGCGCGCGCGCCUGCGGCCUUGCUACCCCUACUGCGAGCCCGGCUGCGUGUGCGACCCGCCGUAUGUGCGCGACGACCGCACGCACCGCUGCGUUUUGCCGCACGACUGCUCCCCAACACAGCUGGGUAUACCAAUCCCGACAUCUUCCCAUACAAGAUCACAUCAAGGCAUCGACACUGUGGACUAUGAUGCGCCUAUUAACUAUGAAGACAAGAAACCAGCAGACCUCUCCAGAAUGGGCAAUUAUUUCAACAUCGUGAUAGCUCCUCCGCCAGCGAAGUCGGUGCUGCCACGAGAAGCUACGGAUGUAGUUUUGCCGCAAAAACAGUUAAUGAAAAAUAAUAAAUAG